This is a messenger RNA of Mesorhabditis belari, 1050 nucleotides long. NCBI's taxonomy places the organism in Eukaryota, Metazoa, Nematoda, Chromadorea, Rhabditida, Rhabditidae. The record is from the annotation of a GenBank genome assembly.
AUGGUGCCGAUGUUGUUACUCGGGAUGAAUAAAACGUGGAGACAUAAUAUGGAUCGAGCUGUUUCUCUAUGGAUGACCAUUCCAAUGUGCUUUCUCGAGUGGUUCUUCGGGGUGACAAUCCGGGUGUGCGGAGAUCCGAUCGAGUAUGAUGAGCCGGCAAUGAUACUCAUGAAUCAUCGAACAAGACUAGAUUGGAUGUACAUUUGGUCAGCUCUUUUCCAAAUAAAUCCCUGGUUGAUUACGUCGAAUAAAAUCUCGAUGAAGAAAGAGUUGAAGUUCUUGCCGGGAGCAGGAUUCGGCAUGUCGGCGAAUCAAUUCAUCUUUUUGGAAAGAAACAUCGAGAAAGAUAAGGAAAGCUUCGAGAAUACGAUUGAAUACUAUGCGAGUAUGAAGAAUAACUAUCAGGUGCUGCUCUUCCCUGAAGGUACAGAUAAAACCGAUUGGACGACCGCCAAGAGCAAUUCGUUUGCGAAGAAAAACGGGUUGAGCCAACUCGAGUACGUUCUCUACCCGCGCGUGGCCGGCUUCAAUCACUUGCUCAACAAAAUGAGACAAGAAAACUAUAUCUCGUACAUCUAUGACAUCACAAUCGGUUAUCCAUAUAAAACCGUGCAAACCGAGAUCCAUCUCGUAGCGAAAGGAGAUGCUCCAAAAGAGGUCCACUUCCAUGUGAAAAAAAUCCCGAUCUCGGAGAUCCCAAGGAGUGAUACGGCGGCUGGAGCAUGGUUGACAAAACUAUGGCUUGAGAAAGAGGAACGCUUAAGGAAAUACUACGCCGAACCGAGAGAGUCCUUUCGUCGAUUCGAAUCUAAUGGAUUCUCGUGGAGCAAUGUAAAAGAAAGUUGGCGGAAACGUUUCAUGAAAAUUUUCUCCGGGUUUAUCUUCUUGACAGUGACAUUCGUUUGGCUCUACCACGUGACAUUUAUUCGAUUUUUGCAAAUCGGCCUCCUAUACGCGAUUUUUGUGCAACUGUUUACCGGGUAUUUUUACGGUGGAAUCGACGGCUUCACCCUGUACAGAUGGCGGAAAACAAAAGCAAAGUCUUUCAUU